AUGCCUACUAAUAAAAAUGUUUCUUUGCUCAAAAACAUCAAGCCCUUCAAGCAAGGAUGGCGCAUUGAAGUGAAGUUGGUUCAUUCUUGGAGACAGAGAACCAACUAUGGAGGAGACACUCUCGAGUUGAUCUUCGCUGAUGAGACUGGUGAUAAAAUCCAAUGUACGUGCAAAAGGAAUUACAUUCAGCGUACGCAAAGGGACCUGCGUCUUGGUGAAUGGCGACUGAUAGAGACAUUUUCGGUGUCUAAUGCAACAGGACAGUACCGUCCAACGAACCAUACAUACAAGAUGUCCAUCAUUGAGGAUACUUCAAUAUCACAAAGUUCCUUUGUGUGUGAUGAUAACUUCCUCAGUUUUCCCAGUUUUGAAGAGAUUGGAAAUGGAACUCUCAAAACCCAUUUCCUAAUUGAUGUAAUUGGUCAAGUGACCAGUCUUCGUGACAUCCAAACUGUCCAGGUCUUCGGCAAAGAUAAGAAAAAAGUUGAGUUCCGCUUAAUGGACAUCAAUGGUGAAAGCAUUGCAUGUUGUUUGUGGGGUAAAUAUGCUGAACAACUUGAAGAUCAUCUCCAACAAACAAAUGAUGCUAAUAUGGUGUGUUUGCUACGGUUUGCAAAAAUUGGUUUUUACAAAGGGGAAGUCCAGGUGACCAAUGCAUUUGAUGCAUCAGUAAUCCUUUUCAAUCCUGAACUACCCGAAGCUCUUGGUUUAAAAAACGUGCCAAAUGAUGAGAUGGCUCUUUCCCUUACUGAUCCAAAGAAAGAGAAGCGUGUGACCAGAUACCAAGUUGGUGAUUGGAAUGAUGUGGAUAUUAAAUCUAUCUCUGAGAUCCUCAUGGCAACAGUGGAGGAGGAUUGCAAAAUCAUCUGCUCAAUCGAAUCUAUAGAUACAGAUUGGAACUGGUAUUACCAAGGCCAUGACAGUUGUAAGAAACGUGCGCUACUAAUCAAAUCAAAAAAUGGAAAUUUGGUUGAAAAUGAGAAACCAGUAUUCUGGUGCACAAGUUGUCGUACUAAUGUCACCAGUAUUCAAAUUGCAUUGGUUGUCAAAGAUGACACAAGUACUUGCAAACUGAUGAUGCUUGAUACAAUUGGUAAAGUCAUUGUCGGAUGUGAAGCAGUGAAGCUUUGGGAUGGUUCCUAUGAUGAGAUUGAAGACCCUGAGGACUUACCACAGCCUAUUAGGGAUUUGGUUGGGAAAUCUUUUUGUUUUGGUCUGACUCUUGGCUCUGAAAAUGUUUCUGCUGAAUCAGAAAUGUUUUUGGUUUCACAAGUUUUGUCUGUGGACAAGAUUCUCCAAAUCAAAAAAAAUUCUGAGCCAAUAACUCAUGUUACAGAUGGUUCAUCAAUCAUGUCUGGUGGAGAGGUUUCUCCACCGGAAAAGAACAGUCUGAGUUUAGAAGAAGGUUCCUCAACCCCCUUCUCAAAGCGCAAAGAAAAAGAUCAACUAGAUCAGACUUCAACUUCCAAAAAAAUGUGUACCAAGCUUAUCAAGAUGGAGAAGAUUAAAGAUGAUUAG
Molecule: messenger RNA, 1518 nt
Organism: Brassica oleracea var. oleracea
Lineage: Eukaryota; Viridiplantae; Streptophyta; Magnoliopsida; Brassicales; Brassicaceae
Exons: 10
Coding region: 1-1518 (505 amino acids)
Source: RefSeq, a predicted model, not a curated record